CACCAAAAUUUAAUGCAACGGCCGCUUACUAUCCACAGAACACUAGAAUCAACCUUCAAUUCAAAUUCCUUUGACAACUUUCAGUACUACAAAUCUACUACGCAAAGUCUGUAAAAAGAUGGCGUCGAUGAGUGAUGAGGAAAGUGUCCCGCAAGAAGAAACGGGUCGUAGAACAAGGUCGGGAAGGAAAGUGGCUGCACCUACGACACCGUCAACAAGAGCAACGAGACGUUCGAGCCGAAAACAAACAACAGAGCAAGCCCCGGAAAGUGAAGUUGCUGCUGAGGCGAAUACUGGAGGCGCAGAGCCUGCUGUUCAAUCGGCGAUCAUACAAGAAAUGCUUGCUGAAGCCGCACAGGGAGUAUUGUCAAGCAUAGAAGAAGAAACUGGAAACAAUCUCGGCCAAGAAGAUCCCAACAUAAAUCAGGUGGAAAGUGAAGAGGUUUUAGUUGGUACUCAAGAAUCAAGUGAAAUUCUGUUAGGAACUCAGGACAGUGAAUACGUUAUAAUGACAACACAAGAAGAAUACAUGAUUCAGCCGCAUAAUUUACGAAGAAACAUCGCAGAAAACUACAGUACGAAUGAACAAUUGUCACAAACAACGGACAGUUGUGUUCCGCAAACACAAGAGCUAGAAGAGAUGUUCAGUACUCCUCAAGAGCAAGAUGAAGUAAUUAUAAGUACACAGGAGACUGAAGAGAAUGUCACACUGACACAGGCGGAAGACGAGAAAAGUUCAUCGUUCCCCUUCGGUGAUAUACCCCCGUCAGACAACUCAGACGGGAAAACCGAAGAAGUUGCAGUUUCAAAUAUAAAUGAUUGUGUGGACAGUUCUUUACUGGCAAGUUUGGUUGGAGACAAUGCCAACAGUCUACCAUCGGCUGGCGAAGAAAGCGAAUCGCAAGGUAAUUUCGAACAUUCCGGAAGUACAAAGGAAACAGCUAUAAAGAUUUCACUCGAUGAUGCUAGCCAGUCACAACCAGCCAUUGCUGAGGAUUUAGCAAACGGCGGAGAUCGUGAUAGUGAAAGAACCGGUGCAGAUAUAGAUGCUGAGAUGGUUUCUGAGGAUGAACUUCCAAUUCCGCCUAAACCUAAAGUUACCGAUACAGAGGAAGUGUCGGAUGAUGAAUUACCAACCCCAAAUCAAGCUGAUCUACCAGCUGAUACUGAAGUUGUUUCAGAGGAUGAAUUACCUUCGUCAACGAGAAAAGAGACAAAGAGGAAGGCCAGUGAAGGGUAUGAUCCUAGCAGUCCUACAGAGGAGAGCAUCGACAUACCAGAAAAGAAAACAAAAUUAUCAUUGGAUGAAAAGGAUGAAGCUAAAGAAAGGAAGAAGGAGAAACGGAAGUUACCUGAGCUGGACAAAUAUUGGGGUGCUGUUAAUGAGGAUCCUGCAGAUUUCACUGGUUGGACUUAUCUGCUGCAGUAUGUCGAUCAAGAGAAUGAUGCUGAAGCUGCGCGAGAAGCAUACGAUGCAUUCCUUGCACAUUAUCCAUAUUGUUACGGCUAUUGGCGCAAAUAUGCUGAUUAUGAAAAACGGAAAGGCCACAGGAAGAAAUGCGAAGAGGUAUUUGAACGAGGACUUAAAGCUAUACCGCUUUCCGUUGAUUUGUGGAUACAUUAUUUAACUCACGUAAAAGCUAAUUAUGCAGAUAAUGAAGAGUUUGUAAGAUCUCAAUUUGAACGUGCAUUGGCUGCAUGUGGUCUUGAAUUUAGGUCAGACAAAUUGUGGGAAGCCUUUAUCAAAUGGGAAACAGAAGGUAAACGAUAUUCGAAAGUUUUGAAGAUUUACGACCGUUUAUUGAAGACCCCAACACAAGGUUACAGUGGACAUUUCGACAGCUUUCAAGAUUUGGUUAACAACCACCCAGUAACAUCUUUAAUUGGUACCGAAGAGUUCAAAAAGAUUCGCGCAGAAGUUCGUGAGUCAGAAAAGUCAAAUGAUAAGGACGCAACAGAUGAGAACGAAGCUGAUGAUCAUGUGCGAAACGAGGAAGAAGCUACGGCUAUUCGCGAUAAAAUCAUUGCAGCUAGAAGAAAGAUUCACAAGGCCACUGUGGCAGCAGUCACAGCCAGAUGGACGUAUGAAGAAGGAAUCAAAAGACCCUAUUUCCAUGUAAAACCACUUGAAAGAUGCCAGCUAAAGAACUGGAAUGAAUAUCUCGAUUUCGAAAUAGAACGUGCCGAUCGCAAGCGAAUUCUCAUUCUCUUUGAACGCUGCCUUAUAGCAUGUGCUCUGUACGACGAGUUUUGGCUUAAAUUGAUUCGCUAUUUAGAAUCGCAGAACGAUGCAGACCUUGUUCCCGUAACACGGGACGCUUUCGAACGUGCCUGCACAAUUCAUCACCCCGACAAGCCUAGCUUACAUAUAAUGUGGUCGGCAUUUGAAGAAUGUCACAACAAUUUCGAUAAAGCUGCCGAGAUACUAGUGAAUGUAGAGAAAACCUGCCCAAGUCUUUUACAGGUGGCUUAUCGCCGAAUAAACCUGGAACGUCGUCGAAAGGAUUACGCAAAAUGCAAAGAACUUUAUGAACACUACAUUUCACAAGCCAAAAACAAAAGUAUCGCUGGAAGUUUGGCGAUUAAAUAUGCUCGAUUCUGUCACAAAAUUCUGAAUGAUUUGGAAGCUGGACUUAAUAUUCUGAAAAGCACACUGGAAAAGGAUUCGGGCAACACGAGAGUUGCGUUACAGAUGAUUGAUUUGGCAUUGCAAAGAGGCAAAGUGAACGAAGAGGAGAUUGUGAGUAUAAUGGAUAAAUUUAUGGCCCGUGAAGGUAUGGACCCGGAUCAAAAGGUCCUAUUUGCUCAGCGGAAAGUCGAAUUUUUGGAGGACUUUGGAAGUACUGCCCAGGGAUUGCAAGAUGCUCAGAGAAGCUUACAGAUUGCGUUGAACAAAGCGAACGAAGCAAAAAAGAAAAGUGAAUCUAGUCCGAGUAAAAAGACGGCUGCAAAAGAAACUCCACUUCCCGCCACUACAGCGAGCCAGCCUGCGACAUAUAACAAUGGAAACUAUGGUUAUGGAUCGUCCGCUAAUUCCAAUUAUUAUGGAAACAGUCAAACGUAUCAAGGCUACGACAGUUACGGCUACAAUCACUGGCAACAGCAGUACGGCAGUAAUUACAAUAGUGGCUACUCACAGUGGAGUGGAUAUGGGAAUUAUUAUUAGAUUUGUAUUCAAGGUUUUCACGUUUUUAUUAUUUGAAUUUUGUUCUAAUGAAAUUGGACUACUUUAAACGCACGCUUCGAUUUUUGAGGAGUUGUUGAUUAUCCGUUUGUUUGUGUAUUAUGUUUCCUCCUUCAAUUUGAACCUUCUUGCAAUUAAGCAACACACAGAUAUACGGAGCAGUUUUUAUUUUUGGACUUUUUUCUUUAAACAUUAUGAUUCGGAUCAAAUAAAGAAUAAUUUAGAUGAGAUGAAAUGGAGAAUUUGUAUUAUUGAGAAAAUAAUUCGGUUUAAAAAUAAAGAUAAUUUUCUAACGGGAAAAA
Messenger RNA from Hermetia illucens (black soldier fly), 3486 nucleotides. RefSeq names its product pre-mRNA-processing factor 39 (gene Prp39). Gene Ontology annotation, biological process: RNA processing; mRNA 5'-splice site recognition. Gene Ontology annotation, molecular function: protein binding. The record is from RefSeq and is a predicted model, not a curated record. The transcript has 9 exons. Lineage: Eukaryota; Metazoa; Arthropoda; Insecta; Diptera; Stratiomyidae. The coding region runs from base 119 to 3166 and encodes 1015 amino acids. Gene Ontology annotation, cellular component: U2-type prespliceosome; U1 snRNP; commitment complex.